This is a messenger RNA of Vitis riparia (riverbank grape), 2118 nucleotides long. RefSeq names its product subtilisin-like protease SBT4.4. Gene Ontology annotation, molecular function: serine-type endopeptidase activity. The transcript has 8 exons. The record is from RefSeq and is a predicted model, not a curated record. Bases 7 to 2118 code for a protein of 703 amino acids. Gene Ontology annotation, biological process: proteolysis. Lineage: Eukaryota; Viridiplantae; Streptophyta; Magnoliopsida; Vitales; Vitaceae.
GUGUACAUGGGAGCCCUCCCUCAACAGCAAUUCUCACCUUUAUCUCAACACCUUAGCAUCCUUGAGGAUGCUCUAGGGGGCAGUUCACCGGAGGACUCUCUGGUAAGAAGCUACGGAAGGAGUUUCAAUGGAUUUGCAGCCAAGCUCACAGAACAAGAACGAGAAAAACUGGCUAGUAAGGAGGGAGUGGUGUCUGUUUUCCCAAGUGGAAUCCUUCAACUUCACACCACAAGAUCUUGGGAUUUUAUGGGUUUCCCUCAGACUGUAAAACGAGUUCCAAGUAUUGAGAGUGAUAUUAUCAUCGGUGUUCUUGAUACUGGUAUCUGGCCUGAAUCAAAAAGCUUUAGUGAUGAGGGUUUGGGCCCUGUCCCAAAAAAAUGGAAAGGUUCUUGUAAAGGUGGACAAAAUUUCACUUGCAACAAGAAGAUAAUUGGAGCUCGAGUAUACAACUCGAUGAUAUCUCCGGAUAAUACUGCAAGAGACAGUGAGGGUCAUGGAACCCACACUGCCUCCACCGCAGCCGGAAGCGUAGUAAAGGGUGCGAGUUUUUAUGGAGUGGGUAAAGGAGAUGCAAGAGGAGGAGUUCCUUCUGCAAGGAUUGCCGUAUACAAAGUGUGUUACGAAACAGGGUGCACGGUGGCAGAUGUGAUGGCUGCCUUCGAUGAUGCUAUUUCUGAUGGGGUUGACAUAAUUACGGUUUCACUUGGAGCAGCUGCAGCAUUGCCUUUGGACUCCGACUCCAUUGGAAUUGGCGCUUUCCAUGCUAUGGCAAAGGGUAUUUUAACCUUGAAUUCUGCAGGAAAUAAUGGUCCUGUCCCAGUAUCAGUAAGCAGCGUUGCACCAUGGAUGGUCAGCGUAGCAGCCAGCACCACUGAUCGCAGAAUCAUCGGCGAGGUUGUUCUUGGAAAUGGAGUUACUGUGGAGGGUAUUGCCAUUAAUUCUUUUGAGUUGAAUGGAACUAACCAUCCUAUUGUAUAUGGAAAGACCGCUAGUACAUGUGAUAAACAAAAUGCCGAGAUUUGCAGGCCCUCGUGCUUAAACGAGGAUUUGUCGAAGGGAAAGAUUGUGCUAUGUAAAAACAAUCCACAAAUAUAUGUAGAAGCUAGUAGGGUUGGUGCCCUUGGGACAAUCACGCUAGCCCUGGAAGACCAAGAAAAAGUUCCAUUCAUCGUCCCUGUACCCAUGACAACUUUGACUCGUCCGGACUUUGAGAAGGUGGAGGCCUACAUCAAUUCCACAAAAAAGCCUAAAGCAAACAUACUGAAAAGUGAAUCCCUCAACGACACUUCUGCCCCGGUUGUGGCCUUCUUUUCAUCACGAGGGCCUAACAGAAUCGUACCAGAUUUUUUGAAGCCAGAUAUAACCGCCCCCGGUGUUGAUAUCUUAGCUGCAUUUUCCCCAAUUGCUCCUAUUUCGGACGCUGAUGAAGAUGACAGGAGGGUGAACUACAAUUUCUUAUCAGGAACCUCCAUGUCUUGCCCCCAUGCUGCUGCAGUUGCUGCUUAUGUCAAGUCCUUUCACCCUACCUGGUCUCCUUCCGCCAUCAAAUCCGCUAUUAUGACUACCGCCCAGAGACUGGACCCCUCCAACAACCCAGAUGGCGAACUCGCCUAUGGAUCUGGCCAUAUCGAUCCUGUAAAAGCUAGAAGUCCGGGUUUAGUGUACGAUGCCUCCAAAGAAGACUACAUAAAAAUGAUGUGCACCAUGGGAUAUGACACAAAUCAAGUGAGGCUCAUAUCAGGAGACAACAGCACUAGUUGUCCUAAGGAUGGUAAAGGCUCUCCAAGGGAUCUCAAUUAUCCUUCAAUGGCAGCUAAAGUUGACCCAAAAAAGCCUUUCGCAGUGAAGUUUCCAAGGACUGUUACAAACGUUGGCUUUGCAAAUUCCACUUACAAAGCAAAGAUCAGAAUCAGGAGUCGCCAUAUAAAGGUCCAAGUGAAUCCUUCCACCCUCUCUUUCAAAUCAUUGAACGAGACGAAAUCUUUUCUUGUGACUGUUACCGGAGACGGACUAAACUUCGAAAAGGAUCCGACUGCGUCUGCAUCGCUGGCUUGGUCCGAUGGCAAUCAUCACGUGAGGAGUCCCAUUUUCGUGUAUGUACUCAAGGAUGGAUUUUAA